UUAUCACACAGAGACUUUGUUCCUGACUGCAUCACAUAAACAUUUGGGAAAAUGUGUCACCUCCUCCUACUGCUCAUUCUGGGGGUGUCUGGGGGUCACUGUGGCAGUCACAUGCUACAAUAUUAUCUCACUGGGGUCUCAGAGCCAGGACAUGGGCUGCCUGUGUUUGUUACAGUUGGUUACGUGGAUGAGAAGCAGAUAAUGAGAUGUGAUAGUGACUCUCCCAGAGCCCGACCUGCUGUUCAGUGGAUGGAGACGGUGGAGGAGGAUCCUGGUUACUGGGAAAGACAGACACAGGGAUGUAAAGGCGAUGAGGCUAUAUUCAAACACAAUGUGAAGACAGUGAUGAGCCACCUCAACCAGACAGCAGGUUUUCAUUCUGUGCAGAGGAUGUACGGCUGUGAGCUGUAUGAUGACGGCAGCACCAGGGGGUAUACACAGUACGGUUAUGAUGGGAGAGAAUUCUUCACCCUGGAUACAGACAGAUGGAUCUAUGUCCCUAUAAUGACUAAGGCUCAGCUCACUACACAGAGAUGGAACAGCCCAGAGGUCGGUCAGGCUGAGAGUAGCAAGAAUUACCUACAGGGGCUGUGUAUCGAGUGGCUGAGGAAAUACAUCAGAGCUGGGAGCGCGGAGCUGGAGAGGAAAGUUCUCUCACAAGUGAAGGUUUCCGGUCACCAAUCAGACACUGUGACAAAGCUUCACUGCCGGGUGUACGGGUUUUACCCUAAAGCUGUGGAUGUCAAGUGGGUGAAGAACGGAGAAAUCGAUUUAAUGUCAGAGGAGGCAGCACAGGUCCUCCCCAACCCUGAUGGGACCUAUCAGCUCAGGGUCACUGUGGAGGUGAUACCUAAGGAUGGGGACAGUUUCUCCUGUCAUGUGGAUCACAGCAGCCUGAAGGAGCCACUUACUGUGCUUUGGGAACCCAAGAAGUCCCAGUCCCAUCUGUACAUCAUUAUUGGUGUAAUUGUAGCUGUACUUAUCGCAGCUGUUGUUGGCGGAUACUUUGUAUACAGGAAGAAGAAUCCUUAUACAAUUGCUUCAAAUAAGGAUUCCUCUCCAAAUAAUGAUUCCUCUCCAAAUAAUGAUUCCUCUCCAGCUUCAUCCACUGCCUGAGUGGCCACAAGUCACACACAGACAAGUGACAAAUACUGAAGGAUCCAUCAGAAAUUUAGUGGGAGGAGUCACAUCCCUUCUUGCGUGCGCUGUGUGUUUAUAUCAUGCACAUACAGCGGACUGUGUCACAUACACAUCUGUAAUAAGCCGAUUUUACAUUAUAUGUCAUUUUUACUGUCAUUCCUCUAUCUGCUCUAAAUUCAUCUCACACACAAUUAUGUCAUUCAGUACAUUAUUCAUUCACUUACUGAACUAGGAAUUUAGGAGCAAGUUUGUUUAUUUGUAAUUUUAAUUUAAAUAGUGGGGGGUUUUCUUGGAAUUUGCAGAACUAAUGAAGAUUUGUAAAAACAUUUCCAAUUCUUUAUGUCAAGAGCUAAAUCUUUAAAACAGAUACAUUGGGGCCGAUUUUAUAUUAUUUAUGCCCCUGUUUUCGUGCAAGCCUUCAGGCUCACCGGAAACAGCAGUUAUGAAGCUGUGGUCUAAAGACCACUGCUCCAUAACUGGUCCGCCUGCUCUGAGGCUGCGGACAUCAAUCCGCCUGAUCCUAUACGAUCGAGAUGAUUGACACCCCCUGCUAGCGGCCGAUUGACCCCAAAUCUGCGGGGGGCGGCAUUGCACAAGCAGUUCACAAGAACGGCUUGUGCAAUGAUAAAUGCCGGCAGCGUAUGCUGUCGGCAUUUAUCGAUGUGCGGCGGACAUGAUACGCUACAUUGUAUCAUGUCUGCUCACACUAUAAUAAAUCGGCCCCAAUGUCUGAAAAUCCAGUUUUUUUUAUAUCAUCCCGAAUACAUCAUAUAACAACAACGCCUGACAGUUUAUUACACAUGAAUUACUGGGCUACCUAUGUUAAACUGAGUACAGUGCAAGUAUACUCACAGUAUAGACAGCAGCGCAUAUGUAACAACUAUAUCUAAUACAUAAGCAUUACAUGAUCAGUUAGCAAUUAAAUGCUGGUAGUUUGCAAAAACUGAAUCUGGUUUUAAUUUGAAUUUAAAUUUGAAAAGGAAAAAUCCUGCUAUACCCAGAGCUAAUAUUUGUACAGUGUUUUAUAUAAAUAUAAGAAAAAUAGCUAAUUUUAGGUUAAAGUCAUUGUAUGAUGUUGACAAGUUGCAGGACAAAUAAGUACAAAGCAGAAUCCCUAUAAUUAAUGUAAUUAAUUCUUAACCAACAAAACAUUUGACCAAUCACAUAUCAGUUUUUUUUCUUACAAUAAUGAGAGCACAUUUUAUAAAGUUGCAAGGACACAAAUAUAAAUAUCACACAUAUAAAUUAAUGUGACAUCACAAGUGGCAUUAGUUAUUUUAGACUAUAAAGUAUUUGGAGAGAAUUAAAGGGACAGUAUACACUCAUUUUCAUAUAACUGCAUGUAAUAGACACUACUAUAAAGAAUAAGAUGCACAGAUACGGAUAUAAAAAUCCAGUAUAAAACUGUUUAAAAACUUACUUAGAAGCUGUCAGUUUGGCUCUGUUGGCUGUUAGCUGGAAAGCCCACUGCAAGUGGCAAAUAAGACACUCCCCCCUCCCCCUUCUUUUGCAUAUAAAAAGACCCUUUACACAAACAGGAGCAAGCUGGAGAAGGUAGCUGACGGUAUUCACAUAAAACUUUGGGGCUUGGUUAGGAGUCUGAAAAACAGAGCAAUGUUAUUUAAAAAUAAGCAAAACUAUACAUUUAUUUUUUUUAAAAACUUUAUGGGCUAUAUAAAUAGAUCAACUACAAGACAUUUAUGCAAAGAAAAAAUGAGUGUAUAAUGUCCCUUUAAUGGAUUCACAUUGUUUCAUUUUUGGAGACUCUAAAACAGGGUUGUCCACCUUUUAUCUUUAAGGUCUGUAAAACUUUGUGAUAAAAUCCUAGCACCUCACUUACCUGUGCUCACUUAGGAUGCUCUUUAAGGGACAUUGUACCUUAGAUUUCUCUUUGCAUAAAUGUUUUGUAGGUGAUCCAUUUAUACAGCCCAUCUGGUAGUUUUAAUUGUGCUGAUUUUUAGACUCCUAACCAAGCCCCAAAGUAUUAGAUGCAUACUGAUGUCUACAGAUUCCUGCGGCCACUAUUUCUAUAAUCUCUAUUUUAAUAUGCAGGGAAGGGGAGAGUCUGCUCUUCAUGUUUUCCCAGCCCCCUUCUGUGAGUGUCCCAGCCUAGCUUCAUCAACAGUGCUACACUAGGUGUCAAACUGGGAGUUUCUAUGUACACUUUUAAAAGGUGUUACUGGAUUUUCAGAUCAGUAUCUGUGCAUAUUCUGCUUUAUAGUAGAGUCUAUUAUAUGUAGUAAUAUGAUAAUUGGUGUAUGCUGCCUGUUUAACAUCUGGUUUGUCUGCAAACCUCAAGGAUAAAUAUUGGAAAAACCUGAUCCUAAAACAUACAUAUUGAUCACAAGACUGUCUUUACCCAGGAAUUAUGAUGUAAAUAAUUUAAA
Messenger RNA from Bombina bombina (fire-bellied toad), 3527 nucleotides. Its product is annotated as H-2 class I histocompatibility antigen, Q9 alpha chain. Gene Ontology annotation, cellular component: external side of plasma membrane. NCBI's taxonomy places the organism in Eukaryota, Metazoa, Chordata, Amphibia, Anura, Bombinatoridae. The transcript has 8 exons. Gene Ontology annotation, biological process: immune response. The record is from RefSeq and is a predicted model, not a curated record. Bases 52 to 1116 code for a protein of 354 amino acids.